Molecule: messenger RNA, 1503 nt
Organism: Schistosoma intercalatum
Lineage: Eukaryota; Metazoa; Platyhelminthes; Trematoda; Strigeidida; Schistosomatidae
Source: the annotation of a GenBank genome assembly
AUGGGAAAACAACAUGGAACUAAUAAUCCAGCUGAUGAAAUACAAAUUUGUAAGAUCAGCGAACAGCGGAAAAAGUUCCGAAAUAAUACUUUGCAAAAUUUGAAUGUUACUGACACGCAUUAUAUUAAAGAAAAAGUUGAACGACACAGUCGAAUUGGAGCAGUUAGAUCAAUUUCCUCUGAUCCUCACCUUGAAUCUGUGAGGUUAAAUGCAAAUUACAGUCAAAAGUCAGAUUCAUCAUCUAUGGCAUUAAAUCAACCGGAUUUACAACGCGAGAGUCAUAUGAGCGAUGAAGAAGACCAAAUAAUAACAGAUCUCCAGUUACGUAUGACACAGUUAGUAACAUCAUGGUAUAAUUUGCACAAGAAAUGGCAUCAAAUAUAUGAACGACUAGAAUUACAACUUAGUAUUAAUGAAUUUGCAAGUGUCGCAGAUUCUUUGGAACAUUGGCUUGUACUUCAUUCAGCAGAAGUGGACUGUUUAGAUAUGGGUGAUUCUAUCAAGGAAACACAAAUAUUAAUUGAUCGAUUAAAUGUCUUGGAACGGAAUACUUUGCCACAAAUCAGCAGACAUGAAAAAGUUAAACAACUUACAAAGCUAACGUCAAAUACACUUGAAACUAAGAGUUUAAAUUCUAUAAGUGACUAUUUAAUGAGAAAACACGAAUGGAUUAAUCAUAAUUGUAAAUCUCGUGAUCGUUCCUGGUAUGAACUAUAUAUGGUCUUAAAUACAUCAGUUAAAGAGCUGUUAGCCUAUAAAAACAAAUCUGAUUACAAUGAAGAUAAUCCCCAAUCCAAUACAUUUCGUGGAGAGACUGGAUUACUGGUUGGACAAAAUCUAUUAACUGCCUGUGAAACAAAGGAUUAUACGAAACGAUCAAAUACAUUCCGCAUUACAUCUACGGCUACCGGAGCUCGGUAUCUAUUCCAAGCUCAAACCAGUGAAAUUAUGAGAAAGUGGCUAGAUUUUAUUCAAAAUAUCAACCGACAAACGAGAUCAACAUCAGGUCCAACCCUUAUCACUUUAUCGAGACCAUCUGAAGAAUUCCAGAAUCCUUUAGUCAUUGUAGAUAUGCACGAAACACUAACUACGUCGAAAAAAUUAACUUUAACACAAAUGUUUAGAUCAAACACAACUAAUCAAAUAUCAUGCAUGCGAAGACAUAGUUCAACCCAGGAUAAUGAUCUUACUAAUAAUAUGUUGGCGAACACAGAGUCACCACAAAUUCGAAUGAAACGAUUUCCUUCAGUGCGCACAAUGAGAGUAUUUUCACCAAGACAAGUAGUACGUUGGCUGACAUUUAAAUAUUCUUCUUUAUCACCCUCAUCCUCCUCCAGCAUGAGUCAUCAAACGCCUAAAUUGAUUAGAAGUAGUACAUCACAUAAUAUGGAAUCUGAACAGUCUGGUCAACCAACUCCAUUACUACGCAAAAGUUUAACUUAUGGUUCCUUGCAUAAAAUUAGUCGAUUUUCUAUUACACCAAAGAGUCAUAAAGAUACAUGA